This is a messenger RNA of Hemiscyllium ocellatum (epaulette shark), 1601 nucleotides long. RefSeq names its product N-terminal Xaa-Pro-Lys N-methyltransferase 1 (gene ntmt1). Gene Ontology annotation, biological process: N-terminal protein amino acid methylation. The transcript is spliced from 5 exons. Gene Ontology annotation, cellular component: cytoplasm. The coding region runs from base 77 to 748 and encodes 223 amino acids. Gene Ontology annotation, molecular function: N-terminal protein N-methyltransferase activity. Lineage: Eukaryota; Metazoa; Chordata; Chondrichthyes; Orectolobiformes; Hemiscylliidae. The record is from RefSeq and is a predicted model, not a curated record.
GGAGCAGGAUCCGAGGAACCUGACAGCUGCAUCUUCACAGCGACAAGAGACUCUCCAAAGCCUGGCUCUGUGCACCAUGACUACAGAGCUGCUUGCUGAUGAAGAUGGGUUCUACUCCAAGGCCCAGAAAUACUGGAAGAAUAUUCCCGCUACAGUUGAUGGUAUGUUAGGGGGCUAUGGGCACAUCUCCAACAUUGACAUCCACUCCUCCAGGAAGUUUCUGCAGAGGUUUGUUGGGGAAGGGUCCGGGAAAGCAGGACUUGGCUGUGCGCUAGACUGUGGCGCUGGGAUUGGCAGGAUCACCAAGCGACUACUUCUGCCAAUGUUUAAAGUUGUCGACAUGGUGGAUGUGACCGAGAGCUUCUUAACCAAAGCGAAGGCCCACCUCGGGGAGGAAGGCAAUCGUGUGGGUAACUAUUACUGCUGCGGUCUGCAGGACUUUGUCCCCCAGCCUCAGCGAUAUGAUGUCAUCUGGAUCCAGUGGGUCAUAGGACACCUGACGGACUCCCACCUCAUCCAGUUCCUCAAGAGGUGUCAGAAGGGGCUUCGUCCGAACGGGAUCAUCUGUGUGAAGGACAAUGUCAGCCAGGAAGGGGUGAUUGAGGAUGAGGUGGACAGCAGUGUGUGUCGUGACCUGACCUCCCUUCGGAACAUUGUCCGGCUGGCAGGGCUCCAUGUGUUAGCCGAAGAGAAACAGGAUAACUUUCCCGACGAGAUUUAUCAGGUGUACAGUCUGGCUCUGAGGUGAAUCUGACUGAUCCCGUGUGGCUGGGGAUGGGGAGAGGGAGAGAAGUGAAGAGGAGAGCACGGCGCUCUGCUGCAGAGCUGAACCUGACUCAAUGGCAGCUCCCCAUCAGGAGCUGCAUUCCUCUUUCCACCAGGCUGAUCCAUCCAGCUGUCAAGGGAAACAUUGAAAAGCAAUAGAGGGAGAGAGAGAGAGAGUUCCAGAAGAUUAAUGCACUGGUUUGGAGUCUGACCAAUCGCUUUCAAAUGAACCUGUGUUUCUUCAGAGCACUGGAAGAAAUGAAAACUGGGAAAUCUGGGAAAGAGUGUGUCUCACCGGAUGAGUUGGAAUCCAGCUCCUUUUCCCAUUCUCUAAAAGCUUUGAGUUGGACAGCAGUGAGUCCCAGUCUGGAAUGAAGCUGUUAAUCCUGGCUGAGAGAUCAGCGUGGUGCUUUUUAACCCAGGGUCCAAUCCAGUCAGCAUUUCUCUCUCAAACAACAUCCCAGAAAAACAUCAUCUGCUCAUUCAUCAUGUUGAUCUCUGUCGAACUGAGCUCUGCACCAUGUGGCUUUCCUAUUUGCUGUUAGAAUAGUGACUGCUUUUCAAAGUAAUUUGUUGUAGUUGAAGCACUUUGGUGAUUCCUGAAGAGCAGUAUUCCCUUGAUCUCAUCACAUCGGCACGACUCUCAAAUUACAGGGUUCUUCUGUCGCAGUCUUCCAUUCUCUACCUUUCCUCCCUUCCCCACUCGCUCUCUCUGUGUCUCUCUCUCUGUGUCUCUCUCUCUGUGUCUCUCUCUCUGUGUCUCUCUCUCUGUGUCUCUCUCUCUCUCUGUGUCUCUCUCUCUCUGUGUCUCUCUCUCUCUGUGUCUCUCUCUCUCU